Messenger RNA from Pseudo-nitzschia multistriata, 1762 nucleotides. Lineage: Eukaryota; Bacillariophyta; Bacillariophyceae; Bacillariales; Bacillariaceae. The record is from the annotation of a GenBank genome assembly.
CGAUAGCAAAUAGAUUCCAAAAAUUUGUGUACGUACCGAAUCAAUGCGAACCAUCGAAACAACGUUAGGGACCAUUUGAUAGCUCUCCGUCACCAAAAUCACCACUUGUUAAAUUUAAUCAACAUCUAAACCGACAUAGCUCCGAAGUUUUGGUAGCGUUGAACGUGACAAGCUAAUCUCAUACAAUGUGCGGACCAACUAAAAUUGCAUCGAAGACAACAGCCAACACAAGAACGGAGUCCGGCCUCUUUUUGUUUUCUCUCGAAUCUUACAAUGGCGAUGGCGGCCUUCCGAACAACAAAUCCCAGUUCUUCACUGUGACAGGACUUGUGMUUCUUUUGGUGGCAAUCGAGUUGUCWAUGCGUCAACUUUUUAACUUCAUCAAGGUAAAUAYCUGAGAUUCACGAUACAGCAAACGAAUGCACCCAAUUCGGUUCGUUUCGAUUCACCCUUUGUUUCGAUGCUGCUAUUUCUUUUCGCAAAGGACAUGCACCCAAUAUUGGAGGACGAGAUCAGUCGGAACAUAUUAGCGCGGCAUAUCGGUGUAGAYUCUUUCGGCUGUUUCAUAGUUGCCUUUCUGGGAUUGAAGGCGCGKUAUGUGCUGAAAGACGUGAUUGACGCCACUAUUGGGGGCAAACCAAAUGCAAUGYCGGCAKCCUACGAAGGUAGGAUGUUUACUUACCUACCGGAGGGCCAACGGGUCUGUUUGUUUUUCCUUGCAUAUCAACUAAAGAAUACUUACGACAGCAUUGUAUGGAACGAUGGCAUGAUUUUCCUUAUCCACCAUGUCUUAACAUUGUUUACCAUUGUGAGUUUUAUGAAAUUGCCCUGAAUCCUAUGAAUAAGAUUAAUAAUAGCAAUGGCAAAUMAGCACUAACCCAUUUUUUUCUAAGUGGGGCGGAAUUCAAGGAAAUGCUCAUUUUUAUGCGCUGUAUUUCUUCGGAAUUUCUGAGAUCUCAACUGGAGGUGAGUUGUGUCGGGUGGUCAUACUUUCCGUCUCACUUCUUUUCCCGUACUAACAUUCUUAAUGAACAUUUUGAAAAGUUUUAUGUUUGCUUGCAAACUUUGAUGACGAAUUUGGAGUUGUCGGGCUCGCCGAUGCCUUUCCGUUGGUGAAGGCUGCCUUGGGAGGAAUUUUUGCGCUUAUGUUUGUCAUCUUCAGAGUCUUAGGUUGGUCUACCAUGAGUUACUACUUCUGUCGGGACGUAUGGAACGCUCUCAAAGGAUCCAACUCAAGAUUAGAAUUGCCAGGACACCGAAUCUGGUUCCGUUUCACACUCUUUUCUAAUGCGAUCUUAAGUUCGCUGCAAAUUAUUUGGUUAGCUGAAAUUGUACGAAUUGGGAAAGAAGAGCUUAAAAACAUGGGAUUGAUUUGAUUCGACAAAAUAUGAGUAUUGACUGGUUGUUUAUAGUAGUGAGAAGGCGAUGUUGGGUGAAAAUGUUAACCUUGGCAACAUUUUCGUAGCCAGUAGACGGCUUGAACUUGCAUUUUCAAAAUURUGAAGUCCGAAAACAUUUGAUGUAUAUUACGGAUUUGUUUGAGUGAACAAGAAUCUUCGUUGGAUAUUAUACCAAUUGCAGAAGUUCUUAACUUUGAGAAGAUGACGAAAUCUCAUGGAUGUUAGCCCGACGAAUGCGGAAAAUGGUUUUGUGAAAUUCUAUAUUUUUGCACACACAAGAAGUUGAACGUAUGGUGAUGGAUAUUUUAGGACAUAUUAAUUUCCCCGCAGGUACUUUUUACAAAUAACGAACAGUAGAUUGU